AUGGUCAACUUCAUCUUCUGUGUUGGUUUCUACAGCAGCGGUGUCCUCCUCAUUCUGAUGACUGCUCACCGUUACGCUGCUGUCAUGUAUCCUCGCUCUGGUUUUGUGUCCACCACGGGCUGCAAAAGCUCUCUAGCAUGUGUGGCUAUUUGGGCAGUGAGUUUGUUGGUGGCUAUUCCAGCGUUUCUUUUCACUGAGGUUCAAAACAAGCGCUGCGUGUAUGUAGAGUCUUCCUGGAGCUUGUGGGAUAUCUACCAGCAAAACAUCCUCUUCAUAGUUAGUUCAUUGGUGCUUGUCAUUUGCUAUUCUCAGAUUAGCUGCCGUCUGCUGCGUCCCACUGCCCAAAGAAGAAAGAACAAAACUUUGAAGCUUAUUUUUAUAUUAAUGGUAGUUUUUUUUGUAGGCUGGGCUCCGUACAAUAUUGUAAUAUACCUAAAGUCUAUGCGUUACCAUCCCAAACCACCUGCUGAUUCACAGACUGUUGCCGCAAACUGUAACCCAUCAGAAAAACUGGAUUACGCCUAUUUCAUCAGCCGACUUUUUGCCUUUUCGCACUGCUGCCUCAACCCGGUGUUUUAUGUGUUUGUGGGGGUUAAAUUCAGAAACCACUUGAAGAAACUGAUAAAGGGCAACAUCAGAAAAAGUAACAGCAUCCGAAGCAGGCACAGCCGACUCACAAUUACAUCGCUGACAAGUGGUGAUGAGUUCUCGAUGUAA
Xyrichtys novacula (pearly razorfish) is the source of this 717-nucleotide messenger RNA. NCBI's taxonomy places the organism in Eukaryota, Metazoa, Chordata, Actinopteri, Labriformes, Labridae. The record is from the annotation of a GenBank genome assembly.